Camelina sativa (false flax) is the source of this 1101-nucleotide messenger RNA. NCBI's taxonomy places the organism in Eukaryota, Viridiplantae, Streptophyta, Magnoliopsida, Brassicales, Brassicaceae. The record is from RefSeq and is a predicted model, not a curated record.
AGAGAGAGAGAGAGAGAGAGAGAGAGAGAGAGAGAGAGAUCUUGUGACUUAGCUUGCUCUAUUUAAACCAAUUGUAAAAGACCCGAAUUCUUCAGUCUUCAAUCAUUAUUCAUUACAAACUCUGUUUAUGCUCUUUCCCUUACUCAUCUGAGCUGACUUGGUGAGCAAGCCUGCAAGCAUCUCGUCGAUUCUGCAGGCGUCUUCAUCUAGAUUCACGACUCCUUCGGCUGUCCUUCGUAAAGAUGGAGCGCACCUAUGACUUGUUCGGGGCACCAGACACUGAACUCGUUGAGUUUUAUCCCACGUCUAUCAGGAAUUCUUCUGAGUUGAGAAACAGAGGUAAGAGCGUUGGCGAAAUUAAAAUUACAGGAGUACCGUUCACAAGAAUUGUCUUCCACCCAAACCAGGGCACGGACAUAUUACUGGACCAGUUUGUAGACGUAGAGAGAAGGCCAGCAUAUGUGCGAUCCCUUACGUUACCGAGAUCUGCUAUGGCAUCCAGCCAGGCUCUCAGUCAAUUCGUUCUAGCAAAUCCGCCGCCGUCGAGUGAGAGACGCUUGAACUGGGGUUGGAACACCAUCGCAGCUGGUAUCGCUGACUGUGUUGACAACAGUCAGCAUGUUGUUAUGAGCCCAGAUGAUAUUAUGGAACUCCAUGGUCAGGAAGCCUUCGGCAAGGUUUACUUCUUGAAAGAAUCCGAUGGGUGGGAAUCGCCCCUAGGUAUUAAUGAGGACAUCGAUGAUGUUUGUUAUUUAUGUCCCGAUCAUUACUAUUUCUACACCCACGCUGCUUGUGAUCCUACAAGUCCUUUCAUUCGACUGGCAUGUGCACACGGACAUGGAUACCACAAAAGAUGCAUCCUUCCUUAUCUCUGGAGAAUGAAACCUGCUAAGAUUCCAUGUCCUUCAUGCAUGAUGCAGUUAUGAGAGACGAUGUUGGUUUGUGUUUUGUGAUAUCAUCUUUCUCUGUUGUUUAUUCUGUUUUCGUAAGUGUGUUGUGUUUAUUUAUUAUUGCGAUCCUACUGUUUGUUUGUGACGUGUGUGCUCUGAUUGUGUGUUUUUAAUAUAUUAUUAUCCCACUGUUUGUGACAAAUCUAAAUUA